AUGGAUUUUAAUAUAUGAGAGACUAGAUUCCAUAUGUAUAUCAAUUGAUUCCAACUCUCCCUACAAAACGCACAUCUGGAAGAACAGUCAACAAUGUACAUGCUCAAGCAUGCCAUGAUCCUUAGAUGGGCACUCCUCACACUAGCCUCACCCCUACAAAUCCCUUUCACAGCACCAUCAAAAGAACCAUUAGGUCUCUCCACCCGCGCAAACCCCUUCGCCUGUCCCGCCAACAAACUCCACAACCCCACCGUUACGGAAUGGAACUGGGCCCUAAACACCUACUGCUCGCACCACACCCCCGCCAGAAUAGCCAGCGACUCACCCCUAGUCUUCACCUACCAGCUGACCGCCUUCGACAAGAAACCCAUCAAAUGGGUCUUCAAAGUGUGGAUCGAUGACGAGAUGCGCGAGGUGAGGGGCGGAGUGGGUAAGCCGACCAAGUACUCGUUCGAACUUGAUAAGGAAUUGUGUAAGAGGAAGUUUAUGGAUAUGGUUACGGAGGGGAAGGGUGGGGGGAUGCCCAAGGUAGUUUGUGAGGUGGGGAAGGAGAAGUUGUUUCGUGGGGGGAGUUAUAGGGAUUGGGUGGUUAAGGAGCGUUAUGGGGAGGCGGUUUGGGAGUCGAGGCAGCUUAAGGGGGAUAAGUAAAUUCUUCUGUUCUUUUUUUGUUGGCUAAUUGGUACUUCUGUCGAUCGUUGUGUUUUCCACUGUUUUUUUAUUUAUUAUCUUUUCAUGAGUGCGAUUGGUAUCUAGAAAGCCGGUAUUUUAAUAGC
Molecule: messenger RNA, 773 nt
Organism: Bipolaris sorokiniana ND90Pr
Lineage: Eukaryota; Fungi; Ascomycota; Dothideomycetes; Pleosporales; Pleosporaceae
Exons: 1
Coding region: 94-648 (184 amino acids)
Source: RefSeq, a predicted model, not a curated record